Messenger RNA from Ahaetulla prasina, 1394 nucleotides. RefSeq names its product B-cell CLL/lymphoma 9-like protein. Gene Ontology annotation, cellular component: beta-catenin-TCF complex. Gene Ontology annotation, molecular function: transcription coactivator activity; beta-catenin binding. The coding region runs from base 255 to 1394 and encodes 379 amino acids. The record is from RefSeq and is a predicted model, not a curated record. Gene Ontology annotation, biological process: positive regulation of transcription by RNA polymerase II; canonical Wnt signaling pathway; negative regulation of transforming growth factor beta receptor signaling pathway. NCBI's taxonomy places the organism in Eukaryota, Metazoa, Chordata, Lepidosauria, Squamata, Colubridae. The transcript has 7 exons.
CGGCGCGAGGACCCGCCAGGGCCGCCCGACCGCCCGGUGCUGAGCGGCCCGGCCGAGAGCGGAAGCGAAAGAGGCGCCGCGCGGACCCCCGCGCCACCCCCCCGGGAGCCUCGCCACGGCCUCCCCGGAGCAGGAGGCAUUUGGCCCGACCAGAAGUGCCAGUGGUGGUGGACCCAGAGACGUGGCACUUCCUCCAGUGUCGCUGCCAGAAACUUCAGCCAGUCAAAUGCACCCUGACAGUAAACUGGCCAACCAUGGAAAGACAGGGCAAAGUCAGGCGGGAACGCAGUGUCUCCGUGGAUUCGGGAGAGCGGCGGGAAGCAAGUGCCACCCCACUGGACAAGGAGCUGAAAGGUGAGACAGUCCCUCGGAGCAAGAGACGCUGCGUGCUGGAGAGGAAGCAACCCUACAGCGGGGACGAGUGGUGCUCUGGGCCGGAGAGCGAGGAUGACGACAAAUCCCUGGGCAGCAGCCACAAUUGCCACGUAGCCGAGUCGGCCAUGAGCACAGGUGCACAGCUGGGCCCGGGAUCCAACCCUUUGCCGGCCCUGAGCGAGAGCAACACGCCUGGCGCCCCUCACAGUGCAGCUCCCAACCUGCGAUCAGACGCUGGAGGAAAGCAGAGCCUGCAGCUGGUCUAUGUCUUCACCACACACCUGGCCAACACGGCUGCGGAGGCCGUCCUUCAGGGCCAGGCAGACUCCAUUCUUGGCUACCAUCAGCAACAUGUGCCCCGGGCAAAGUUGGACCAGCCAAGCCCUCUCCCGAAGAUGCCAGGUGCCGUUGAACCCCUGCCGCUCCACUUGUCUCCUGCCAAUACUCCUCAAGGACCGCCAGCCCUGCCCCCAAGCAGCCAGGCCCAGGGACAGCAGGCGGGAGGGGCCCCGCUGGGGCUCAGCCAAGGACCUCUCUCUUCCAGCAAUGCUCUCCCGCCAGAGGGGGCCCCUGAAGAGGCUUGCCAGGACCUGACACCCAACUCAGUGGGAAACGGCAGCAACAGCAGCAGCUCAGUGGCCCCCAGCAGCACCCACCCCAGCACCCCCACCGCGCUCAGCUCCCUGCAGGCCAGCACUGCGGAGGGCUUGUUGGGAGGGGCCAGCAGGUCUUUCCAGGAGGGGGCACAACUUGGGAAGGCGUGGGAGGGUCAGCCCUCUGAAGCUGGGAGAGGUGACUUGUUAGGUGCUUGUGUAUUUGUGGGUGACGAAGGGAAUUCCUCUGGCCUGCCACCUGCUGGGCACUUCAGGGAAAGCAGCAACAACCUGGGGCACUCUGCGGAUGACUUCUCUUGUGCUGCCCCUGCAUGUGUGAAUCAAGCCGAGCUCUCUCAGCUCUUCACCAGCCAAUCUGGUGCCACAACGGCUGCUGAACUGCAGCGGUUGUUCAGCCUGCCAUGA